Molecule: messenger RNA, 4489 nt
Organism: Phyllopteryx taeniolatus (common seadragon)
Lineage: Eukaryota; Metazoa; Chordata; Actinopteri; Syngnathiformes; Syngnathidae
Gene: gfral
Product: GDNF family receptor alpha like
Exons: 9
Coding region: 351-1505 (384 amino acids)
Biological process (GO): nervous system development
Cellular component (GO): signaling receptor complex; external side of plasma membrane
Molecular function (GO): signaling receptor activity
Source: RefSeq, a predicted model, not a curated record
CCAGGCACGGGGAGAACAUGCAAACUCCACACAGGCGGGGCCGGGAUUUGAACCCCGGUUCCCAGAACUGUGAGACAGAUGUGCUAACCAUUUGGCCACUUUUCCACAGGCCUUAACUAGCCUUGUGUUAUAUAUGAUAAUAGGAUAAUAUAGGUAAUAGUAUACAGUAUAUGGUAUGUGCCAUAUCAUUGACUUGAUAGGGAAGGGAUUAUAUUGUUAUUUAUAUUAUACAAGGUGCAGCCUCUCUGUAAAUGCAUUUGGCCGGAAUGUGGGCGUGUUUCUCAGCUUUCAGAAUAAGGACAGCAACAGCAGUUUAAAGCAGUGUUGUGUUUGUCCUUACAGCAGCCACCAUGCAGAGAACACACAUGCAACUUGCUGUCCUUCUUGGAUUUCUAAUUCCUCACGUUUGCAGCCUUGCCAGCAGCACUUCCCACUCUGACUGUGCUACAUGCAUUUCAUAUUUAUGCAAAAAGCAAAAGGUUCUUUUUAACAGCAUCUGUGAAGGCCCUGAAGUGUGUAACACGACAAUCCGGGCUGCAUUAGACCGAUUUGAUGGGCCGCAAGAGUGUGUGUGCGCCUGGGAUGAAGAGGGGAGCAUACAAGAGCUGCUGGCACAAUGCAAGCUGAAGCCAGCUCCACACAAGACAAGCACACUGACUGACUGGCAGUCAAGUAGUUCAAUAGAAUUUGAGGAUGCUGCUGGAUCAUGCACAGAACAAUUGAGACUUUGUGUGAGUGACUCCGUUUGUAACAAGCAUUUGGCACCUGUCCUUCAGACUUGCAUGGAGGCCCAGUGUGGCCAUGACAACUGUGGCCAAGAAACUCAACAUUUCUACAGUAGUAUGCCACACAACUUAGCUGAGAGGCUGGUCAUGUGUGAAUGUGAUCCAUCAGAUGUAAGCUGCCUACAAAUGAAAGCAGCAAUACAUGGCAGCACAUGUGAAGACGACCCUUGGAUCUGUCAGGAGGCUGUGAGACGCUGUGUAGAGGACCAUCAUUGCAGAGAAUUGCUAACAAGUUUUCAAGCCAAGUGCUGGAGCUCCAAGGAAUCAACAUGCAGUGACGUAGCUCUUCAAAGUGAAUGUUACCGCCUCAUGAAUCCAGCUCUCAUCCUUGGAGGAGAGCUGGAAUGCAGAAAGGCGUUCGUUGCCACUCUGGGCACUGCACUACACCAUACGUGCACAUGUGAACAAGUAUACGGUGCUGAUCUCUACAUAUGCAGCAUGAUUCAUGACGUGCUUCACAACAGAUCACACUUCAAGACCCACUGGAUGAGGGGUAAUGGUCCUUCUAAUCCUCCUCCAAUCAGUGAAUCAGAUGAAGGUCAGAGCGGGCUAUCUGAUUAUCUGCUCUAUAGCUGUGCAGCUGCACUGCUGGUGGGAAUUCUGUUAAUGGCUCUUUUGUGUAAAAUACGGGUGGUGAGAAGAGACAAGAGACAAGACAAACCCAGAUUCCAACCUCUUCCAAAAAGUAAUUGCAUUGUUACUAUGCAAGAUUUUCCGUAAAUGUGAAUUCGGACAUUUUGUAGCGAUUUGAACUCCUAUCAGACAAGAAGGAUGACCCAUUGAGGAGCAGUUAAGAUUGCCAUUAGAUGUUAUUCUCAUUGGUAUGCAUCCUUUCUUUCUUUUACUUCUUUUUCGUACAUCUCUUGCAAUGUUGCCUGAAAAAAGUGACACUGCAUUAAACUGUUAACAUCAGUGUUCAAUGCAUGAAUGAAUUAAUGUACAUGUUUCGCAAGAUGUAUAAAGUGUGUUAAAGGUUUGUACAACAACAAUGAAAAGUGUUCAGCUAUCAGUUUUUCAAACAAAGCAAAGCAAAUUCAUUUAUAUAGCGUAUGGUCUUUGGUUUUUAUCGAGAGUGACUCCAGGUAUUUACAAAUAGCAAUUAUCUUUUCGUUAUUGCCAAAAACAAUUAUCUCAGUUUUGUUGUGGUUUAAUUGAAGAAAAUUUUGGCUCAUACAGUUAUUUAUCUGUUUAAGACAGUGACACAACACCUCAAUUGAUCUGGAGACACUGCUAGAUAUAACUGUGUGUCAUCUGCAUAGCUAUGAUAGUCAAGAUUAAAGUUCUGAAGAAUUUGACCCAUGGGUAGCAUAUACAGGCUGAACAGGAAGGGUCCAGGAACUGACCCUUGAGGGACCCCAUAGGUCAUUGCCAUUCGAUGAGAUUGAGCACUUCCAAUGGUUACAAAAUAACUCCUUUCCUCCAGGUAGGACCUGAACCAUUUAAGGACUGUUCCAUUUAGUCCUACCCACGUUUCCAACCUGUUCAGCAGUAUAUUAUGAUCUACCGUAUCAAAAGCCACACUGAGGUCCAACAGAAUUGACACCUUUCCCGAGUCAGUAUUCAACCUUAUAUCAUUUAGCACUUUGAUAAGAGCAGAUUCUGUACUGUGAUGAGUUCGGAACCCUGAUUGAAAUUUGUGAAAAAGUCAAUUUAAGUUCAAGAAAUUGCUGAGUUGAUUAAAAAUAACUUCAACAAUCUUGGCUAUGAAAGGGAGAUUUCAGAUGGGUGUAUAGGUUGCUAACAUGGAAGCGUCCAGCGCUCUAUUUUUUUUUUUUAGCAGAGGCUUAAUGGCAGCUACUGUAAGAGCUUUAGGAAACUCGCCUGACUGAAGUGAGCAAUUGAUUAUUUGCUGCAAAUCAGCUAGCACAUACUUCGGAAUAGUUAGAUGAUAUUGAGUCAAAACAGCCCGUUGAUGGUUUCAGAUGCUGAACCGAAACAAGACUAAAUGUGAAUUAUGAUGGUGAUGUGGAUGGAAGUGAGGCGAAACAGACCUUGUAAUUAGAGUGAACAUUUCUCUCUACUGCCGUGACAGCAUGAUGGGAUGCAGCUGCAGUGCUGGAAAUUCAGACCUCUGACAGCCAUCCAUUAAAUGUUUUAUACAAUUCAUCCUGUUCAGGGUUACUGGGAAGCUGGAGUGUAUACCAACUGCUUUAGGGUGAGGGAUGCAGUAGACCCUGGACUGAUCAUUCAUCUGUCAUUCCCAACACUGACACAAAGAGACCUGUUACCUCCAGGCGAUUUAGACUUAACAUAAUAUUCUUUCAGACUAUGUUAGGAAACCAGAGUAUGCGGAAAGAACCCACACAAGCAUGGGGAAGAAGAAGAAGAAUCACCUUUAUUGUCAUGAACAUGCAUGCAUGCGCACAAAUUUGCUCUCUGCAUUUUACCCAUCACAGUGAACACACACACUUGUUAGUAGAACACACUGGAGCAGGGGGCAGCUGAAGUUGCCCAGGGAACAGUUCAGGGUAUCAAUGUCUUGCUCAAAGACACCACAGCUGUGAAUCCGAGCGAUGUUAACUGAUGGUCUGGUCAGGGUCUUGAUCCUAGGUCCCGCAUGGUGGCAGGCGAUGAUCUUAACCAUUGGGCUACGGCUGUUGCAAAGUCCACGCUGAAAGGCGAUGUGAGGUGGACAUACUAACCACCGGUUAAAGCAAAUGAGCCCAACCAGAACUAUGUGGUAGAACUUGUGGUUUUGGAAAGAACACUCCUGCUGCAAGAGUGUAGGAUAUAGCCAUGACAGAGAAAGAAUUGUUCAUCAUGCGUAAGUAAGGUUUGUAGGACAGAUGGUAUUUGAAUCUUUUUGUUGUUGUUGUUGUUGUUGUUUUGUUUGACACAGUAGUGGUUCCUUAAUAUGGACAAGAACUUCAACGGACUCAUCAUAAUUAAAAUUAAAUGAGAGGUAUUAGAUGGGGUCCAAAGAGGGAUGAUUUUUAAAAAGAUUAUUUGAAUAGUAUUCUGCUGUCAUUCCAGCUUUAAAGGUCUCAUAUUUUGGCUAUUUAGACCUCUAACAUGGACUUAGUAUAAAAGUGUGAAUUGCAUGUCAUACGAAUGUCCGGAAAAGGACCCUCUGACAGCUACUUCUGUUUGAAGUAGUUUUGUAUCCACUUUGUCCAUAUUUGGCUAAGACCUCCCCCUUUCCUCUGACUGGUUGCCUCCGUGUAGAAGACGUACUUGUGAGACCAGGCAUGUUUGUUAUGUUGACAGCGCUGACUCGGGAGCGGAAAGGGAAGGCGGAGAUCUUUGCUUGUCACAUAGAUAAGCUCGAGAAAUUUGAUUGACCUGAAUUCAGGCCUCUCUGGAGAAAAACGUCUGGAACUCAGGAAUGGUAUUACUAUACUAUCCAUCCAUUUUCAACACCGCUUAGGGUCGCGGGACGCUGGAGCCUAUCCCAGCUGACUUCGGGCGAAAGGCGGACUACACCCUGAACUGGUCGCCAGUCAGUCGCAGGCUAUUACUAUACUAUACUAUUUUAAUUAAUCUUUCCCAUGUUUACUGAGGCACCAUAGAGACAAUACUGUAGAACAUCCCAAAUACUAGAAUACUAGAAAGAGUUGCUUUGGUAAAAUAUGGCACCUUUAAGGGUCAAUGUUGGUCAUGGUGAGGUUCUUGAAGACUUUUUUUUGUUUUCACUGUAUGUAAACAUAGUUUCAUGCAUACACAAAUAAACAAUAUUGAUGAUCAAACAAUGACUCUUGAUUUUU